Gaeumannomyces tritici R3-111a-1 is the source of this 687-nucleotide messenger RNA. RefSeq lists its product as hypothetical. The record is from RefSeq and is a predicted model, not a curated record. The transcript has a single exon. Lineage: Eukaryota; Fungi; Ascomycota; Sordariomycetes; Magnaporthales; Magnaporthaceae. The coding region runs from base 264 to 629 and encodes 121 amino acids.
ACCGAGCUUCGGGGGAUCAAAGUUCGGCGGAUGGAAGCUCAGGAUUGAUACAGGGUGAGUGAGGUGACUGGGGCUGCGAACUACAUCUACCAAAGGAGCUACCUAUCUUACCAGGCACAAGUGAGUCGUUACGAGCAACGCUUUUUUUGACGCAGCAGAGCUGGCUGUUGUGUACGUGUGCGUGUGCGUGUGUGUCGUCGAGUCGCAACGUUCCUCGUCCAAAGUGCUCGGUGUCCGCCUGCGUAUACGCUCGCCUGUCCGAGAUGGCCGAAGCUCCGGGGCAUGCCGCAGCUGAUCCAUGGCAGUUUCCAAUUGCGGCAACCUUGGGGCUGCACAUCGCAGACACCAAGUGGCAGACGGGCCAGGCAAAACGGAACAAGGACGACAAGCCUCCCUCGCCAGGUCCCACACAAGCCCAACCACACACCGCAUCCCCAACCGUGGACCGCAAACACGUCCGGACAAGCCAUGCCACCUCCCCCACCUACCUGCCUCUGGUGGCCGUCUGGAAGGUAAUCUGCAAUAACCCCUACCCAUUUCGCCUGGCCCCUAGCGGCCAGGUGGCGGUCUGGCAGGGAAUGCUAGCCGUGGUCGCGGCGUUUGUACGGAGACAUGUGUUCUAUGCCUGAGAAAAUAAUCAUGUAUUGGCAAAGAUGAAACGCUACGACAUGCAAACGCCAUCUCAGC